CCGUCAUCGGGUCACAUGAGCGUCAUCAGCCGCUCCUGUGCUUCACAGCAGCGGGGAAACAAGGAGCACCAUGUCGGCGCUGGAUAACUGCGCUCUGCCGGAUUAAACAGGAGGAUGUAAACCGCUGCAAGCCUACAGUAAGCUCCAUAAGAACAGGUCUUUCUCUGGUUUUGGUGUUUCCAGACCUCCUGUGUGGCCUCUUGGCCUGGUUUUCCAGCUCCUUAUAUCCCAGCCCACCGCAGCCGUGAUGUCCAAGUCGGCUCUGCUGAAGGUCAUCCUCCUGGGUGAUGGCGGCGUGGGCAAGUCGUCCCUCAUGAACCGCUACGUCACCAACAAGUUUGACGCGCACCUCUUCCACACGAUAGGCGUGGAGUUCCUCAACAAAGAGCUGGAGGUGGACGGGCGACGGGUCACUCUGCAGAUCUGGGACACAGCAGGACAGGAGCGCUUCCGCAGCCUCCGCACGCCUUUCUACCGCGGCUCCGACUGCUGCCUCCUCACCUUCAGUCUGGACGACGGACAAAGCUUCCAGAACCUCUCAAACUGGAAGAAAGAGUUUGCCUACUACGCUGACAUAAAGGACCCUGACAGCUUCCCGUUUGUGGUGCUGGGCAACAAAUUGGAUGUUCCCGAUCGUCAGGUAUCAGGGGAGGACGCCCGCCAGUGGUGCAGGGAAAACGGCGGACAUCCCUACUUUGAGACGAGUGCUAAGGAUGCAACAAAUAUAGCAUUGGCCUUUGACGAAGCAGUGCGUUGCAUCCUGCCAUGUGAAGAUAGAGACAAUCACCUGAUCCAAACAAACACAGUUAACCUGCAGAAGAAGCCUCGUCCUGAGCCCAGAUGCUGUUAAUCUGACGGACACAGGAUUUUGGGUGUACCUUUCGCUGAUGCUAUCAGCAACUACUGUACAGUUCUGCAUGCUCCUGUUUAUACCGGGAUCAACCUUCUAAAGUCAAUGUUUUUAUUGUUUGUUUGUGUUGGGGACUUGGAUGUAUUUUUAACAACCAAAGCUACAUUUGGGAAGCUGUUUAAACCCAAGGUUACCUCUUCUGUUUGUAUCAGGGAUGCGCCAAAGACCAAAAACAUUAAAUAUUGAUGCCUUAAAAAGCAGAAGUGGAGAAAUAAUUGUUUGCUCAUAGAUACAGAUGACAUGAGCACUUUCACACCCACUAAGUUUAGCUUCAUUUUCUCAGAUGGGUUUUGAGCUUCUAAAAUUUAAUUUCUGUCAUUUAUUUAAGUAAAAAUCAUUGAAUCACAGAGUUCUGAUUUCUCAUAAAUAACUCAGAGAGAUUAGGUACUGACGUUUUUUUUUUCUGAAAGUAUCAGAGAUUCAAAUGUAUAUAAUACUCCAAUUUUUAUUUAAACUUGCUGUAAAGUAGAACGACUCCACUUUCUAUUUUCUUGUGGGAUCAUUCAUAGGAUUACUUACUCAGGAAAUUAAACUGAGUUCUGUUGCAGUUCCCUUUCCAUCCACAUGGUCGCGCCAGUGUGCUACAGAGAUGAAGUUCAAACCAGGUUUGUGGCUGUGCUGUAAUGUGUGUAAAUCUGCUAGAUUUAAAGCUUAUUAUCAUACCACCAGAAACCCAAACACUACGUUUCAGCUUUAUGGGUGACGCUUCACUGUAGAACUAAUCUGUCUCCUUUAACAGGGAUGACAAAUUUUAAAGAUUAACCACUAAUUAUGGCAGCAAUAAUGGAUUUAAAUUAAUAUUGGGCCAUGUCCAGCCUUUCAUAUUUCAAAACCCGCCAUGUUUGGCUGUAAUACGUGUUUCCUUGUACCUUUUUGUCAUUUAAAUAAUAAUAAAAAAAAAAAAAAAAAACCUGGAACUGAUUGGUCACAAAACACUGAUUGGUCACAGGCGGCACCAAACACUUAACUUAAUUGAGUCCCCUGCGACGUGAGGAAGCUGCUAACCGCACAAAACAAUAAAAGUAAGUUUAUUAUUAAUUCAGAUAGAUUCAAUUUAGUCUGUGAUUUUUAUCUGUAUAUGAAACUUUUUUGUUUAAAAUAUGUUUUUAGAGAUGAGAUCAAAGCAACUGUUGUAAAUUUAAUUGGGCAACAAUUCCAAAUAAAUGGAUUAAAUUUAAGAGUUAAAAGCAAUACUAUGAAAAUCAAACAAUUAAAAUGAUGAAAAGCUAAGAAGAAAACAAAAUGAAGUCAUUUAAAAAGACACUUUCAAUAAUGAAAAAGGCAUAAUUAUGAACCUCCAUAUACUUUUAAUCAAAGCAAAAUGUUGUCAAAUCUACAGCUCUUAAAAUUGAUUACUCCCUCUUCUGACAUGCCAAAGGCUGAAUUAAAUUCAUAGUGUGUAAUGAUAAUUUUGUGGCUAUAAGUUAAAAUCUGCAAAAAAAGACUUCAAAUGUGCAUAGUUUAUAUAUUUUUACAUUUUUUCCCACUGAUCUAUAAUAAAUAAUAAUAAAUACUAA
Molecule: messenger RNA, 2427 nt
Organism: Girardinichthys multiradiatus
Lineage: Eukaryota; Metazoa; Chordata; Actinopteri; Cyprinodontiformes; Goodeidae
Product: ras-related protein Rab-9A-like
Exons: 2
Coding region: 248-850 (200 amino acids)
Biological process (GO): retrograde transport, endosome to Golgi; Rab protein signal transduction
Cellular component (GO): phagocytic vesicle; late endosome; lysosome
Molecular function (GO): GTPase activity; GTP binding
Source: RefSeq, a predicted model, not a curated record